Messenger RNA from Salvelinus fontinalis (brook trout), 1566 nucleotides. It is a transcript of the gene znf362a, whose product is annotated as zinc finger protein 362a. Gene Ontology annotation, biological process: regulation of transcription by RNA polymerase II. Gene Ontology annotation, molecular function: RNA polymerase II cis-regulatory region sequence-specific DNA binding; DNA-binding transcription factor activity, RNA polymerase II-specific. NCBI's taxonomy places the organism in Eukaryota, Metazoa, Chordata, Actinopteri, Salmoniformes, Salmonidae. The record is from RefSeq and is a predicted model, not a curated record. Bases 116 to 1474 code for a protein of 452 amino acids. Gene Ontology annotation, cellular component: nucleus. The transcript is spliced from 9 exons.
CACCCAGAAGUGAACAGUAGGCGACCCGGAAGGUCUGAACUCCGACUGAAGGCAAGCAAAAGGAACAUCUUAUUAUUUUAUAAAAUAUCAUUAAAUCUACCAUCGAGGUGUCAGGAUGGCUGAACCUCGUUUUAAUAAUCCCUACUUCUGGCCCCCACCACCCAACAUGCCUGGCCAGCUGGAUAACCUUGUGUUGAUCAACAAGAUCAAGGAACAGCUGAUGGCUGAGAAGAUCAGACCACCCCACCUGCCGUCUUCCACAGUUCCCUCCCAACAGCAACUGCUGGGGAAUCCUACACAGACAGAAGGUGGGCAGCAUGUCCAGAUGUCAGUUGAGAAACUGCAGCAGAUGCAACAAGAACUCCAUGCCCACAGCCCGUCCCAGCCAGACAUUGCCCUGCACGCCCGGCCGGCCUCCAGCUCUGUGGCAGGACGUAUUCUUGGUGAUGUAAACUUUAAUCUGGAUGAUAAAACAGCUAUAAAAGCUAGAGGAUUGUGGGAAGACUGGCAUUUGCGUCAAAUCAUAGACCAACCCUCUAGAACGAACCACCUGUCAGGUCUGGCGCUUUCCUCUCGAAUGGGCAACCAUAACACCUCAGAGGCCGUCACUCUGACCACACCCACCUCCAACAGCCUGAGCCGACUAGGCGGAGCCCCUUCACCACAUCAUGUCCUCUCAGGCUUGGCCAGUGGCCCUGGGAUGGAGCAAAUCAAAAGUAACGGAGGCCUUGCUGGACUGCUGGGGCCCCCUCCCAAGAUGGAGGGGCGAGGGCGUAAGAAGAUAAAAGCUGAGAACGGUGGUGGCUCUCUGUUGGUGGUGCCUUACCCCAUCCUAGCCUCAGGCAACGACCAAUCCUGCCACACCAUCACCCCCAAACCGGGCAAAUGCUACAGGUGUAAAUCGUGCCCGCUGACCUUCUUCUCCAAGUCAGACAUGCAGAUCCACUCCAAGUCCCACACAGAGGCCAAGCCUCACAAGUGUCCCCACUGCUCCAAAUCCUUCGCCAAUGCAUCCUACCUGGCCCAGCACCUCCGCAUACACCUGGGCGUCAAACCUUAUCACUGCUCCUACUGCGAGAAAUGCUUCCGCCAGCUCUCCCACCUGCAGCAGCACACCAGGAUUCACACUGGAGAUCGGCCCUAUAAAUGUGCCCAUCCAGGUUGUGAAAAAGCCUUCACUCAGCUCUCCAAUCUGCAGUCUCAUCAGAGACAGCACAACAAAGACAAGCCCUACAAGUGUCCGAACUGCUACCGUGCCUACUCGGACUCCGCCUCACUGCAGAUCCACUUGUCUGCGCAUGCCAUCAAAAACGCCAAGGCCUACUGCUGCAGCAUGUGUGGCAGAGCCUACACCUCAGAGACCUACCUUAUGAAGCACAUGUCCAAACAUACGGUGGUGGAACACCUGGUGAGCCAUCACUCUCCACAGAGGACGGAUUCUCCCAGUAUCCCCAUACGGAUCUCCCUCAUCUGAGCACUUCGCCCUGUACCCCUGACACCCAUGGAGGAACUCCCUGUAAGGUUACCCCUCCACUUAAGCGUAAUCAAUCCCAGAUAUUGGCUUUU